Molecule: messenger RNA, 2209 nt
Organism: Tigriopus californicus
Lineage: Eukaryota; Metazoa; Arthropoda; Copepoda; Harpacticoida; Harpacticidae
Gene: mre11
Product: double-strand break repair protein MRE11-like
Exons: 3
Coding region: 106-2127 (673 amino acids)
Biological process (GO): double-strand break repair via homologous recombination; mitotic G2 DNA damage checkpoint signaling; mitochondrial double-strand break repair via homologous recombination
Cellular component (GO): Mre11 complex; nucleus
Molecular function (GO): manganese ion binding; 3'-5'-DNA exonuclease activity; DNA endonuclease activity
Source: RefSeq, a predicted model, not a curated record
GCACUGAACCAAACAGCGGGCUAACAAAUCUAGCCUGAGAGCCGGUUGAGCCGGGUAAGCCCAAGGGAAGCCUGUGAAGGAUUGGAGUGCUGGAUAACUGACGGUAUGAGUCCGGCCUCCUCGUUGACGGCCCCGGAUGCGGAUCCGGCCAACGUGCUGCGGAUCUUGGUGGCCACCGAUAACCACGUGGGCUACGAUGAGCGACAGAAAUGGGGCCAAGAUGCCCUUAUCACGCUCCGAGAAAUCAUGCAAAUGGCCAAAGACCAACAGGUGGAUUUCGUGCUCUUGGGUGGAGAUCUGUACGACAAGAAUCGCCCAUCGCGCUUCACCGAAAUGAAGACCGUCGAGAUCUUCCGCGAGUUCGUGAUGGGUGAUGCGCCCAUCGCCCUCGAAUUUGUCUCCGAUCCCGAGGUCAAUUUCGGCACCCGCACCCAUCGACACGCCCCGCUCGUCCAGGAGGUCAACUUCAUGAACCCCAACCUCAAUAUCGCCCUGCCCGUGUUUAGUAUUCACGGCAAUCAUGACGAUCCCGUGGGCAUGGGCGAGUAUUCGGCCAUGGAUCUACUCCACACCGCGGGCUUGGUCAACUAUUUUGGCCGCAUUGAUAACCCUGAUCCGACCCGACCGCCCGCCACCUCCGGCGACAAGCCCGUCGAGAUCUCGCCCUUACUUUUCAAGAAAGGUACGGCCAAAUUGGCCUUGUACGGCAUGUCCGCCAUCUCGAAUGAUCGGGCUCAUCGCUUAUUCCGCCAUGAUCUCGUCACGUUUCCUCGACCCGCCGAAGACACUGAGGAUUGGGUGAACGUGUUCGUAGUCCACCAAAAUCGGGCCGAAUACAACCCCAAGUCGAAUCUGCCCAUUGAAUGUCUACCCGCUCAUUUGGAUCUCGUCAUUUGGGGCCACGAACACGAGUGUCGCAUUAUUCCCGAAGAACACGCGGUUCGGGAGGGUCAGUCGGUGAUGGUGUGUCAACCGGGUUCCUCGGUAGCCACGUCACUCAUUCACGGGGAAGCCAAACCCAAACAUGUGGGUCUACUCAAGAUCAGCUCCGAAGGAUUUGCCAUCACCCCGUUGCCAUUGAAAACCAUCCGUCCGAUGAUCAUCAAGACCUUGGACAUUGAAAAAGAGCUCGAGCACAUUCGCGGCAACGAGCCCGAAAAGUAUAUCCACAACGAGGUUGAAAAGUUCUUGCGACAAACGGUGGAAGAGAUAUUGGAAACCCAACUGGACUCACUCGUCACCGGUCAUCCCGAUCAGCCCCGAGUGCCGCGGAUCCAACUCAAGGUUGAAUACACCGAUCCCAAGUUCGUGAUCAAUGCCGUGCGAUUCGGCGGCUAUUACAGUAAACGAGUAGCUCAACCUGAGAAGUUGAUUCUGUUCAAGACACGGCGGUUGAAAUCGGACCCCAAUGGUACGGACGUGGCCAUGGACCGCGAGUCGUUAGCGUCCAUUAUACAGAGAACGGGUAGCUCCAUUGAAGAGCAUGUGACGAAGUAUUUUCAAACCACGCAGGAUGACAAGGCUCAGUUAAAACUCUUAAGUAUCAAAGGCAUGGCCGAGGGCGUAACCUAUCACGUGGACAAGGAUUAUAAAAGUGGCAUCGAGGAACUCGUUACCAUGAAUAUAGAUAAGGCCGUGGAAUCGCUACUCAAAAUGGGGGACGAGGCCGAGGACCCCACCGACCAAGUGGUGGAUGAGGCUUUGAGCCGGCUGCUAGGGGUCAAACGCAAACCCAUCCAAACAGAAGAAGAGACUCGGCGGUAUCUGGAGGAGAAGCGGGUCACAGCACGGAAACGCGGUCCCAGUGUCAAGUCGGCGGGCGCCAUGCUCGAUUCCGAUGUGGAGGAGGAAGAGGAAGACGGUCGGGGGGUGCUUGGCGGAUUUGCCUCAGAUGAAGAAACGUCCAACGGGUCUAACAGAGGCCGAGGACGGGGACAACGAGGGCGAGGACGCGCUACUCGAGCCCGGGGCUCUCGGGGGACGCCGGCGGCCAACCGAACCGCGACCAAAACCUCGGCCCGUAGUUCUAAAAAUACGAGCAUCGCAAGCUUUUUUAGUCAGAACACCUCUGCUUCAUCAUCCUCUCGGACCAAGAAAUCGGUGGUAUACGAAUCCGAUUCAGACUGACACAUGUGCUACGAUUAGUAAAUGGUUUUAAGAUCCGCACAAUAAAAUUGACACGUCGUCUUUUCCAGGGGACAUCACGUUA